Molecule: messenger RNA, 342 nt
Organism: Symbiodinium natans
Lineage: Eukaryota; Dinophyceae; Suessiales; Symbiodiniaceae
Source: the annotation of a GenBank genome assembly
AUGGGUUGCGGUGCAAGCUCCUCUCGAAGCUCCUCUCGGCGCCGUGUCGUCUGUCACGUGCCAAAGACCUUCCUGGCCCCCCCGACGGAUGCUUUCCCUCCAGAUCGAGACAUGCAUGAGCUUCAUGUCCGAAAGCUGAACGCCUACCUCAGCCGCGUGAAGAAGAACCCGCGAGCUUUCGAGAAGAAGGUGGACAAACGUCGAGCGGAGAGCUUGGGAGGACCAUCAGACCCAUGGCCGAUGGACGCGGUUCCAAGGAGCACAGUGCCGAUGGACGCUGUGCUCAAGGACCGAGUGCAGGCUGUGCCUACGCAGACUUCUUGGCUCAACGUCGGCCCGUGA